CAGCUCUCUUCGGUAAGAUCUUUUCUUCACUUUUUUAAUAAACCAGAACUGAAAAAGCAUAAUGAUUUCAGUAUUUUCCUAUUCUAGUAAGACCGAAAGGUAAAAAUAUCCCGAUGCGUCACGGGUUUGUUUACAUUAGCAACGACCUUGAACUGACAUGUUGAUGCUAGUUCCAGUUAAAAAUAGUCUAUCAAUUUCACUUAUUUAAAAGACACGUUAUCAUGUUUAUUCUCGUAUAUUUCUGUUAUGCUACUUGAUUUUAAAAAGAAUGUUGACUUAUUAAAAAACGUACAUUGUUUUAUCUCAGAUUAAAUAUUUAUUGAAUAUUACACACUUAAAUAGCGAAGGGUCACUAGCACUUGCCUAGACACCUAGACAUGUAAAUGAACAUAUACGAUCAAGAUGUAAGUAAAACCAGCAUCUUUAGUUCUGAUACAAGAAGACUAUAAUAUUUUUAAUCCAUUGAAAUGAGUAUUUAUGAUCCCUUGUUUUCUUAUCUACAGCUUCGCAAAUGUGGUAGUCAAGUGGCCGGGGUCGACCCACGACUUGCUCAUGUGGAGCAACUGUAGCAUUGCCACUAAGGUGGUACAGCAGACACCGGAUGGGUGGCUCCUUGGUGAUUCUGGAUGUGCAUGUCGACCAUGGCUUCUAACACCCUUUACUGAGCCGCAGACACGCCCCCAAGAGAGGUACAACUCCGCCCACACUAAAACAAGAAACACCAUUGAGCGUGCGUUUGGUGUUUUAAAGGCAAGGUUUAGUUGUAAGGGGCGUUUCACUAUCAGGUUGUUCGGCUGCCUGCUCUGUUGAUGGCUGUCAUGUGGAGGGUACUAGGGCAAGCUCUGUAGCG
Haliotis rubra (blacklip abalone) is the source of this 850-nucleotide messenger RNA. RefSeq names its product putative nuclease HARBI1. The record is from RefSeq and is a predicted model, not a curated record. The transcript has 3 exons. The coding region runs from base 478 to 810 and encodes 110 amino acids. NCBI's taxonomy places the organism in Eukaryota, Metazoa, Mollusca, Gastropoda, Lepetellida, Haliotidae.